Molecule: messenger RNA, 2300 nt
Organism: Pyricularia oryzae 70-15
Lineage: Eukaryota; Fungi; Ascomycota; Sordariomycetes; Magnaporthales; Pyriculariaceae
Exons: 2
Coding region: 1-1932 (643 amino acids)
Source: RefSeq, a predicted model, not a curated record
AUGAGUCUCGGAAAACGCAAAACCAGUACAGGGUCACUUGCCUCAUACAAGACGGCAUACGAACAAAUGGAUGCUGAUCUCCGUACUCCGCCUUCAACUAUCAAUCAAGGUGGCGCCUCAUUCACAAAAGAGCCAUCAUCUCCCUUGGUGUCUGAGAGCCAAGUCAUCACAGUGCUCAGGGACGAGAGAAGGAAUCAUGUUGGUUCGUCACGGCCCAGUAUCAACAGCCGCAUCUCAGAAGGACAGAAAAUCCCACACUAUCAACACGAUGUUCGCUAUCGAUCCGAGCUUGCUUUCAAACGGAUGAAGGAUCAGAUCCUGCGAGACGGCAAAAAAUUCCAUCAGUGGCGGCAACGAUUCAACCAUGAGCGCAGGGAGAAAGAGGGCCUAGAGACCGAGUUGAACAGGCGCCAAACUGCCUUGCAUGCCAGCAGAAAACUGGUCGCGGACCUCGAAAGCGGCAUACGAAAGUUGACUAACGACAAGACCGAACUAGAACAUCAGAUUGUUAAUUUGAAUAUCGAAUGCGAGGAGAAUCGUAAUACUGUUGCGCAGCAAGAUGAAAUCCUUCAAAAGCAGAGGCAGAGAAACAUUGAAUUGGAGGACAGGGUGAUGGGUUUGGAGACCAAGCACACCGACGACCAGAGAUUGGCUGAGCUCAGCCAGCAGCAAAACAUCGACUAUUUGGUUUCGCAGAUUGGAGUACUGGAAAACAACCUCGGCCAGGCCAAAGACCAACUGGCGAUUCGAGAUGCAAAUAUCGCCGACCAGGAAAAGACCAUCGCCAACUUCCGAGGUCAGGCACGGCACUUGUCAGCCCAGCUUGAGGACUUUCAAGCCCAGGUUAGGCAUCAAGAACAACGCAUUGCGAUGCACAUGGAGAAGAUUGAUCAGCUCGCGCAGGAUCUUGACAAUGCCGAGACCGACGUGACUCACACAAAAGCACAAAAGCAGCAACUCGAGGAGAAUCUCACACAGCAGAAAGCCCAAGUCGUCGAGCUUCAAGAUGUCAUAGCCGAGCAGAAGCAGCUCAUUGACGAGAGACGCACAGCUGAUUUCGCGUCCGUAGCUGCUGAUGUAUCGUGUGAGCUCCCAGACGGCGAGAUACGGAGCAAGUUCGGCGAGCUUUUGGGAACUGAACUCGAUGACUGGUGCAUGGAUUACAAAAUCUACAAGAUGACGACAAACACCAAGGCUGUCCGAGAUCUUUAUGGCCGUUUUUAUAAAGACGGAAUCCUUUGGAGCCAUGGGGGCUUACCGUACAAUAUACGCUUCACGAAGCAUACCCCUAAGGCACAGGUCAUCCUACUUCAAGCUGCGCUGGCCAACUUCCUUUGCAAGCACUUCUUGCAAGAUCGGUUUUUCCUUCUCAAGAUGAAUCAUAGAGAAGGGGAGACUGAUGGAGAGUCUGCCCCAUUGCAGGCAGAGUAUACAGCCUUAAACAGCUUUUUGACCAAGUGUGAAUCCGAAACUGCUGCGCUACAAUGGCAAGCCACCACUGCCGGGAUCAUCCAGUCGCGGUUUACCCUGAGCGAGGCAAUGGCAGGAGAUGUGGCCAAGAUAUUUGUCAAAGAUAAUCAACUAUUGCUGAGACCGCCAUCGCUAGCCAUGCUUGACGAGCUUUCUGUGCUUAUCUUGAAUUUUGCCCAGUUUUGUCUCAGACUGUCGACGCGGGAAGUGCCGGUAUACGUCUGCAGCGAUGGGGAGAUUGGGGGGCAACCAUUCAAAGCGAAUAGUCGUCGCUGGGACCUGAGUCCACUGGUCGGUCUAGAGCGUGGUGAUCAAAGUCUCGAUGGCCGGCCUAUGUGCGUUAUCAUCAAGCCAAUGAUUUUCACCAAAAGUGCCGCAAGGGGCAGCAGAAGGAUAGUCUGGUCUAAGGCCUCUGUGUGGGUUUCCAACGAGUCGGCCGGCACCCACCCCCAUAACAAUUGAUAUUUAGAGAUCCCCGAGGCUGCCCUGGCCUCUGGCAUGGCGGGAGACCCGGCUGUGAUGAAGUCUAGAAUGGCACAUUUAGCGCGAAAAAGUCGCGCCAUAGCGCACGACGGUUGACAAAGGUGUCUCGGCGGUCAACGGUACUCCGUAGCACAGAGCUGGGCAAUCACACUUGCUGGAUAAUUUAAAAGCAAUAUUAAAAUCAGCGUUGGGCUGGCAUGAUGAGGCUGCGGUAACGAAAUUCUGUUGACGGGGGAGGCUUGUUGAGAUGGGGGAGGAUUUUACUGGUCACCGAGAGACGCGUCGCGUCUGAUCAAUUAAUUAAUACUAGCUAAACCUAAAGAGAGAAUGCCCCGCCAAUCGCCCCA